AUGUCCAACCUUCCAUCAGAGCCCGAGUUCGAGCAGGCAUACAAGGAGCUGGUCUCCACGCUUGAGAACUCCUCACUCUUUGAGAAGAACCCCGAAUACAAGAAAGCCCUGAAGAUUGCCUCCAUACCUGAGCGGAUUAUCCAGUUCAGAGUCGUGUGGGAGGACGAUAAGGGCGAGGUCCAGGUCAACCGUGGAUACCGAGUUCAAUUCAACUCUGCUCUUGGUCCAUACAAGGGUGGCCUCCGAUUCCAUCCAACUGUAAAUCUGUCCGUCUUGAAAUUCUUGGGUUUUGAGCAAAUUUUCAAGAAUGCUUUGACCGGCUUGAACAUGGGUGGUGGUAAGGGUGGCGCAGAUUUCGACCCCAAGGGGAAGUCAGACAACGAGAUCAGAAAGUUCUGCUGCGCGUUCAUGAGCGAACUUGGAAAACACAUCGGCGCAGACACUGAUGUUCCUGCUGGUGAUAUUGGUGUUUCCGGGCGCGAGAUUGGCUGGCUGUUCGGGCAAUACAAGAAGCAGACCAAACUCUGGGAAGGUGUCCUGACGGGCAAAGGAGGCACCUGGGGAGGAUCUCUCAUCCGCCCAGAAGCCACAGGUUAUGGCGUUGUAUAUUACGUUGAACACAUGAUCAAGUACGCCAGUGGUGGCAAAGAGUCUUUCUCUGGCAAGAAAGUCGCCAUCUCUGGAUCUGGAAACGUCGCACAGUACGCUGCAUUGAAAGUCAUCGAGCUUGGUGGUACCGUCGUUUCCCUAAGCGACAGCAAGGGAGCCAUUAUCGCCACCACCGACAAAGGCAUUGAAGCAGAACUAAUCGAGGUCAUCGCUAAACUGAAGGUGGAGAGAAAGCAACUGUCAGAAGUGGCCAGCACAUCAGACUUCAGCAGCAAAGUCAAGUAUGUUGAUGGAGCCCGCCCAUGGCUGCACGUUGGUGAGGUUGAUGUCGUCCUACCCUCGGCAACCCAGAACGAAGUGUCAAAAGAAGAAGCCGAGGGUUUGAUCAAGGCAGGUGCCAAAUUCAUUGCGGAAGGAAGCAACAUGGGAUGCACACAAGAGGCAAUUGACGUUUUCGAAGCCGAUAGAAAGUCCAAGAAGGACCAGGCAAUCUGGUACGCUCCUGGCAAAGCCGCCAACGCCGGAGGUGUUGCAGUCUCUGGCUUAGAGAUGGCUCAGAACUCUGCACGCAUCAAGUGGACUUCAGAGGAGGUCGACGAGAAACUCAAGGACAUCAUGAAGAACUGCUUUGAGAAUGGUUUACAAACAGCAAAGACAUAUGUGACCCCUGCUGAGGGCGAGUACCCCAGUCUGGUGGCUGGUAGCAAUAUUGCAGGUUUCAGCAAGGUUGCUGCUGCCAUGAAGGACCAGGGUGAUUGGUGGUGA
Messenger RNA from Exophiala bonariae, 1374 nucleotides. RefSeq lists its product as uncharacterized. Gene Ontology annotation, molecular function: L-glutamate dehydrogenase (NADP+) activity. The record is from RefSeq and is a predicted model, not a curated record. The transcript is spliced from 3 exons. Lineage: Eukaryota; Fungi; Ascomycota; Eurotiomycetes; Chaetothyriales; Herpotrichiellaceae. Gene Ontology annotation, cellular component: cytosol. Bases 1 to 1374 code for a protein of 457 amino acids.